Caenorhabditis auriculariae is the source of this 6937-nucleotide messenger RNA. NCBI's taxonomy places the organism in Eukaryota, Metazoa, Nematoda, Chromadorea, Rhabditida, Rhabditidae. The record is from the annotation of a GenBank genome assembly.
AUGAGUCAAACUUCUUCUGGUCAGCUACGUCGCAACAAGGCCACCAACUUCCAUCCGGUUACUAUACCCAAAGGUUGGUUUGGUCUUGAAUCCGUUUUCCUGCUCCUGUUGAGAUGAGCAAAUGAUUCGGUUGCAACAAUUUUUUAUGAAAUGAACCAAAAUAGGACAAAAAACUUCUGCUAUAGCUCUAAAUGCAUGAGGGAAUAUUAACAAAAAUUUCACUAGAUGAGUAAAAUAUUUAUUUACAGGCAGAACAAAAAUAUCAUGUGCAAGAAUGGCUUUGAAAAAAAGAAGGAAAGUGGCAAUGAAGCCUCAAAUAAAUAAAAAAAGAAGCUUAGAAAGUUUACGAAAAGCUCAAAUGUUUUUUUACUUUUUUUUUUUGAAAAUUUAAACAUUGUUUGAAAUGAUUUUUUUCUUGCGCUGAGAAGAAAGAACUUUUUAAAUUACGUUGGAAAUUUGAUCAAAAUAAGAAUAAUCUAGCUGGUUUUUUUAUUAAAGAUAUUUGAAUUUUUUUGCUGACAAAAACUAAAACUCCGAAGUCCAUCUCCAGAAAAAAAAAACCUGCUCUUCCCUUUUUGGACGGAUUUUUUUGCGAAUUACAAAACGAUGUACAAAUAGUUGAUUGCAAGCAUUGUCUGAGAGGCGAGUUCCAUUGGAUUUAUGUGCUUUCAUUCUCAAAUUCAAACCAAACAUUCCGAAAUAAACUUUUAACAAACAGAUAUCAAGAAGAGAUUUUCGAUCUAAAAUUUUUUUUAUACCAAAAAAAUUUCAAUAUGCUUCUGGCUGAUUUUAUUGGACUCUUCAAAAAACCAAUUUCAGCGGAAUUCAACCUCCAGCACCAUUUCAUCUUCCGGCCGGAUAAGGCGCCGAAAGAUGGCUUGCAAGCGAUUCAACGCGAAGGAGACGUCAUCAGGUUUGAAAUUGUUUUUUUUUUUUUCAGAGAGUCAGCAAGUACUUGAAGUUUGAGCAUUUUUAUAUCUACAUGAGUUGUGAAUAGCUGGGUUCCUUAAAGAAAGAUAAUUUAUGAAACUAAUAAAUUAAGUAACUAAAGCAUCAAUAGUAGAAUUCCCACAGAACUGGCUUGAGGAAUGAUUUCAAGACUAUUAUAUGAGAUUGACAAACUUGUGUAAGAAGGAGUUUUUGGAUGUUAAUGUUAAUAUUGCAAGAAACUGUUAAGAAUUUUCUCUAUGUUUUUUUUUUCAAUUCAAUUUAGAACUUCAAAAUUCAUAAAAAAAAACUUUUGGCGAUCUUCAGCAACACUUUGUCGAAAGUUAGAGGCGAGUGAAUUAUGUAUGGAGAACUUUUGAAAAAUUCAGCUCUCAGAAAAAGUUGAAAACGAGAAAUAUCCAAGAACGUUCAUUAUGGACACGGGUAAUGAUAUUUUAGUCGCCAUUCAAUCGCAAAAUAUGCUCCCGAAGAGGUGCCUGAUGACGUCGACGAAAGCCUGAAGAUUGACAAAAUGUUCAAGACCGUCGCGCGACUUGGGAUCAGUAAGUUCUUUAUUUUUGCUUUUGUUUUUGAGCUUGAGAUCUGACAGCAAUCGUUCAAUCUUCAAACGUUAUCAAUCAUUAGGUUGGCUGAUUCCAACAGUUGUUUGGGAGGAAUGUAGACGAGGUUUUUCGUGAGAAACACGUUCAAUUUUUCAUGAGAAUAGGGUUCAGUGUAGUUUGAAAUCCGAGGAAAUCCACACGUUAUCUGUUCAAAAAAAAAAACAGGAGAAAGAAAAAAAUGACUAGGCGGUUUAAAAACUUGAACAAGCCUAAACUCUUAUUUGUUGUGUUGUGGAACUUUCCUCAUUUUUCGGGAAAUAUCCAAGGAUUCAACUUAUAAGGACCGAAUGCGUUGGUUUACGAGUUUCUUUCGGAAGUUAUGGAAUGGGGGUAAAUUCGAAUUUCGAACUGCAAUUAACUGUUUCAGUUGAUGAUUUUAUGAGGCGAUGAUUCUCUUUUCAUCUUUAAACUUUAGAAGUCGUCCAACUUCUGUGUAAUCACGGAAGAUAUAUGUUUUAAAUCAUUUAUGUUCCUUGGAAGGUUUUCUUAACUUCUCAAAAAUAUAAAUUAAGACGAGCCAGAAAUGGUCUACACCCAUCUGCUCCAACUUUCGCAAUGUUACGAGGCAAUGGCUCGAAGUAACAAAGUAAUCGUCUUUACUGAUGACACAUCAGUUCGGAAAGCUUUCAACGCUUUAAUUUAUAACUGUGAGUUCCCUAAUCACGGUGUCAUCAAGGAUGAAUGAGCUUUCCAGCCGUCAGGACGGGAUUAGUGGCUGACUCAAAGUCUCUUGCAAUCACGGGUGUCCUUUCAAUUACGGAUUUUAUUAUGGUGAGCACACAUAAACAUAUUGUGAAAUGGAGACCAGGGUUUAGGUUUUAAUGAUGUUGUGGAAAUUCCGGGAUAAUCUCGACGAGAUGAAAGGGACGCCAUUAAGUCAUGAGGAUUUCGAAAACAUGGACGUGGCUCAUAUGCCAAUUCGCCGGUGGAAAGGUUUAAGAUUCGUGGGGAUUCCUGAGAAAGCUUUUCCAUGAAAAGAACGUAGUUUUUUGAACGAUGAAUUGAAACAAAGUCUAAGUGAAACAUUUUUCAGAGCUGUUAGGAUAUCAAGGACAGCUGAAACCAUUUGUCUGCAUCAAGCUCAAUGAAAGGUACGUUUCCUUCCCUAAUGAAAUUAAUAAUCAAAGCUCAAGGGAAAUAUUCUCACGGAGUAAAAGAUCCUCUUAAAAAUUAUCUGGAAUAUUUUUCCAGCUUGUUCCGAGCGGUCGAACUUUUGUCCGAAAAUCGUAUCCACCGACUUCCGGUCAUGGAUGACGUCACUAAUGACUGCGCCUACAUCCUCACCCAUCGAAGAAUCCUUCACUACAUUUGGAAGCAUGUGAGAUUUCGAAAACUGUAUUUUAUUCUGUGAAACUCAAAAUACUUCAUUUCAGUGCGCUCUACUACCGAAGCCAGCGUAUUUGAAUGAGCGAGCCAUCGAUAUUCCGGUCGGGACUUGGAAUGGCUUGAUCUACGUAGGAUGAAUUUAUCAGCGACUUUAAAUCACAAAAAAGUUCAGGCUACUGAGCGGAUGCCCCUGAUCCAAGCUUUGGAUAUGCUUAUCGACAAUGGAAUCAGUGGGAUGCCCGUUGUCGAGUAUAAAACUUUGAAGGUUCGUCCAAAGAUAAUUUUUGAGAUAAGGAUGAGAUAUCAGAGUCAAGUUGACUUUCAAGGUUUCUUUUUUGAUUUCACUUUUUUUUGUCCCUUAAUAGAAGUUUUUACCUAUCGUUUUUAUUCAGAUUCUGGACGUCUACACUCGAUUCGACACUGUUGCUGCGGCCUUUUGGACAGACAUCGACUUAAGCGUGACUGUUGCUGAAGCGAUCAAGCGCCGAGAAAAUGUUUCUGUAAGUUUCAAGAAACUGAAAUUCUCAAGAAAAAAAAAACUCAAUGACCUUGUACAAUUCUUAAGCAUUUCGAAAAAAAAACGCUCAGAAAACUUAUAUAAUCAAGCUCGUUUCAGUUUUCUUUAAACGGUUUUUUUUUAGUUUCAAAUGACGCUAGAUACCACAGAAAAAAAAAAUCCAAAACAAGGAAAGUCGUUCUAAUUUGCGGAUGAGGAAUCCCUGAAAAUAGGCCAAAACACUUCUUGAUGUAAAAGAUGGAGGUUCUGAGAGUCUCAACUUCCACAACUUCUUAGUAAUUGAGAAAAGUGAUCUCAAAAUCAGAGAAAACCUCAAAAUCCUUUGUAAUAGACUUUUUUUGAGCAAUUUUUUGAGACUUUCAGAGCUGUUUGUGGUAAAUUUGGCUAAUUUUAAAACCUUUCUAUCCGCAAAGUAAGACAAUUUUUCUUGUCAGGGUUGAUUUUUCUGCAAACCAUCGAUUUUUAAUUUUGCAUAACCUGAUGAUCCUUCAGCCAUUUUCAUUUUGAAAAAUAAAUGGGAAUUUAUGCAAACAAAACAUUUUCGAAAAAUUUCGCACGGAAAAGUAUCUUUUUUUCAGGGAAUCUUGAGAGAUGGGGUAGUGACCGCCAACCAGAAUGCCACGAUGUGGGAGUUGGUCCAGCUUUUUGUCGACAAAAACGUCCAUCGGAUUUUCAUGGUCGAUGAGUACAAUUGUCUCAAAGUGAGUUCAGUAAUAAAGAGGAAAUUUUGAUGAGAAGUUACAGGGUCUCGUUUCCUUGUCGGACAUCACGGAGUACAUCGUUUUGCGUCCUGCUACACAUCAUCAGAAACUUCGAAACCACCAAGUUCAUCUUCGAACUGUUUAUGAGUAUUUAUCAAAAGAGUGAUACAUCUUGCCAUUUUCCAGCCAUAUCGCCGAAUUUUCAUUGCGAAUAAAGUUUUUGAUUCUUGUGAAAAAAGUUCAAAUAAUGAUUAAUUUAAAGCUCAAACAGAUAAAAAAAAACUUUCAAAUAAAACCAUUCCAAAGUCAUUUGUUCCAGUUUCCCCAAUUAAAAAUGAAACGUGUCUACCGACGCAGUCAAAAAUGAAAUAUUUCAGAGAAACUUCAGUAUUUAAAAAAAAGAAUGUUUGUAAACGUUUCAUAAGUUGAUGAGUACUCUCUAAGAACAUUAACAUCUUAUAAAAUCCUGUUAAAAUUAAAUCUGGGAAUUUUUUGAGUUACUAAAAGAAAUUGAGGGUUUUUUUUUCCAGAUUAACAGUGAGCCCAAAAAAAUUUCGAGUUUUUUCCCCGAUUCGAAAGGGAAUAAAACUUGUCAAAGUUUAUUCCGAGAAGCGUCGCGGGAUGUGGAGGCCUCCGAAGGACGCGAGUUUUCGUCGCGAUAAGACUGCCUGGGGAAUACCGUGUCCAAUGACGCAAUGUGCAUAUGCGGUGGAAAACGAAGAAAUUUCUCAAUAAAGUCCGCUUCUCAAACGACCAAAUCCCCCGAGGCCGAGAAGAGUCGACCGGAAACAUUUUGCCGCCGAAGACCCGUUAUUUUCUCGAGUCAACCCAAAAAAAAACACGUCAAAACAGAUAGAUACGAGUUCUGGAAAUGACACAAGCCUGUCACAACAAAUAAUCUUUUGACGAAGCGCCUUGUUUUUUAUUUUUCGUCAGAUUUGAUGUCUUUGUCUUAAAAUUGGACGCCGUUAGCUUUAUUUAUAUUUUCCAAUAUAGUGAUUGAGUUUAAAAAUUUGCUCAUUUUUUUGAUUAUCUUCCCCAUCAACUAAUCAGUUGGAAACGGUUGUCGAACCAAAAAGUUUGAAACUUUCCAAAAAAACUGAAAUCAAAGGAUAACUAGGUUCAAAAAAAUUCGCAGUUACUUUUUUUGAUUGAAAUAGGGGCUCAAAUUCAAGUGAAUCUUUUGUUUUUAUUAUCAUGUUCACCAAUUCAUGUUUUUUUAGCUACCAAGUUGUGUGUUGAAGGUUGAUCAAGCGUUUCACAUUUUUUUCUAAUUUCUCUUUGUAUAGAUAUAGUUGAGAUUUUUUUCUAAUAAUUUCAUUCCAAUCAGGCUCUCAAAGUUUCUUUUUUUCAUAAUAGAAACGAAAUAUGUAGAUGACCAAAUUCACAUUGAGAAAAAAAGAUUAUAAAGCCCAAUUCAAAAACAAUGUUCCAAUAAUUUGAAUGAAAUGCGCUCUCUUCUGAUCUUCGAGUAGUAUUGCCCCAGAGAAAUUUUCUGAUCGUAUAGAAAUUGUUUAUUAAGAAGAUUCGAAAAAGCGGAGGAGUAGCCGUGGCCCGAAAAGUGGAUAUCGGAGCCCAGAGGCAGUGACAGCUUUUUUGUGCUUCCGAAAGUCGCCGCCUCUCCUCCAAUUCGAUGAAGCGCCGUCAAAUGGGAUAAAAACCAAUUUGUGGCAUAUUUCAACUGUGGCCUCCCCAAACACAUACGCUCAUCGAGUUUACAUUGCACAUUUCUGAGCACGUGUGCCGCAAGGAAAUAAACUAUUUUGGACGACUCUUCUGUAGGCCCACAUUCCGCGUUUAUAAGUCUACGAGGGCGCUUCGUCGCCUUUCUUGUUCUUUUUUUCCAAACAUUUUCUUGCGGAUUUUUCCUUCUUUGGAUCUGGACUUCCAGUUUAUCAGAGGGAACAAGAGACUUCAAUUUCGAUUCUUUUAAGAUUUCUGACCCGAUUCAGUCUUCAAUCUUUAUCAUUGCAGUUCUGUAGACGUUUUUUGAAUUACCUGCUCUAAUAUUCAAGAUUUUAUUACAAUAAUAUUUCACAAGAUUGCGAUGCAAAUAUUUAGGAAGGAAGUUCAUUUCCGUCCAAAAAAUAAAUUUAGUAGGACGAUCGGCACUUUUAAAUUAAAAAAGGAGUCAUUUUAAACUCAGAAUAAACUCACGCACGCUUUUAAAAAUUUCGUUUUCAAGGUUCAAAUCAAAAUUUGGAAAUAUUACUUUUUUUGCGGUUAACAGACAGAAAAAUUUUGAAGCCUCGAAUUCCAAGAUCUCCAGCUUUUUUGAAUCAAAAUAAGCAACAAUUUAGAAAACAAUGAAACCUUUUUUGAGAACAAAAUAGAUUUAUGAUAUCCUUCAAGUUUAUGUCAUUCUUUAGAAAAAAAUGAGGAAACUUUAAAAGUUGGAAAUAAUGAAAAUUUAUUUUUUUAUCAUGAACCUAAGGAAGUGUAACUUUUUCUGGUACAGAAUCUCUCACCUGUGUUUUUUUUGAGAAUUUCAAAAUAGAAGUGAAAAAAAGGACAAUCGGGAAGGCAAUAUUUUCUCAAUAACUCAGCGGCGGACAAUCAAAACGGGAUAAUGUGUUCGGAUUCAUUGUGGAAAUGUUGCUCUAAAGUGACGAAGGGCCGCUCACAACGUUCGAAGAAGUGUAAUUUAACGCAAAUAAACACGCGAUAUGAAGGACAGGUGUUGUGAAGCGAUGGAUCGCAUCCAAGAAGAAGCGGCCGCUCUCACACGGCCGCACACGCUCACCCAUUCUCCCACCACCCGCAAUCUCACCUCUCACCUCUGGCUCCAACUCGACCUUUAUAAUACAUUCCAACACCUUGGAAGCUUCCUUUCCGUUGGCUGA